Messenger RNA from Olea europaea var. sylvestris, 1676 nucleotides. RefSeq names its product thioredoxin-like fold domain-containing protein MRL7L, chloroplastic. Gene Ontology annotation, biological process: chloroplast organization; regulation of DNA-templated transcription. The transcript has 7 exons. The record is from RefSeq and is a predicted model, not a curated record. Bases 172 to 1218 code for a protein of 348 amino acids. NCBI's taxonomy places the organism in Eukaryota, Viridiplantae, Streptophyta, Magnoliopsida, Lamiales, Oleaceae. Gene Ontology annotation, cellular component: chloroplast stroma.
CACAAAUCUCCACAAAUCCAUAAAUAGAAUUUUGUUAUUAAUGCACCAUUUUGUUUAUAAGACAGGGUUGUCGCGGUUGCAAGAUAAGUUCUUCGGUACCCUUCAAUUAGUACCAGCUGCAUUUUUGUCAGCAACAGAAGAAGGAUAACUGCAAUUGUGAAUGUGGAGCCAAUGGAAUUGUUUCAGCUGAACUUGAAGCCACAAUUUCAGUUUACUUAUGUGAAAGAAAAAUGCUUAAUUGAUGGGGCUUCUUGUACGUGGAGAAAGAAACAGGGCAGCACUUCAUGUUCGUCAUUGAGAAUGGAGUCUUUGGACCUCUCCGCUCGACAACUUUUGAGGUCACCUUUAAGGGGGGAUGGUAUUAGAAGAAGUGGUAUAAGAGUCUCUAAAAUAGAAGAAUUACUUAGGCUACGUGGUGGGAAGGAAGAGGAAGAAGAUGAAUCCAGUGGGAGUGAGGCAGAGGAGGAGAAUGAUGAUAACCGUCUCAUGGAUGAAAAAGAGAGGAAAGAGUGGAGGCAAAAGAUCAGAGAAGUCAUCGAUAAAAUUCCUGAUGUUGAUGAAGAGGUUGACCUUGUCGAGAGAAGGAAAAAGAUGCAAAAGCUUUUGGCUGAAUAUCCUCUUGUGGUGGAGGAGGACGAUCCAGAUUGGUCUGAGAACGCUGAUGGGUGGGGUUUCAACUUGGAUCAGUUCUUCAACAAGAUCACCAUAAAGAAUGUCAAGAAGGAUGAUGAUGAGGAUUACAAUAGUGAUAAUGAAUUAGUAUGGCAGGAUGAUGAUUAUAUUCGUCCUAUCAAAGACAUCACCUCUGCAGAGUGGGAAGAGGCUGUGUUUAAGGAUAUCAGUCCUUUAAUUGUUCUUGUUCACAAUCGCUAUAAAAGACCGAAGGAAAAUGGAAGGAUUCGGGAUGAAUUGGAGAAAGCUAUUCACAUCAUAUGGAAUUGCAGGCUACCAUCACCAAGAUGUGUUGCCAUUGAUGCUGUUCUGGAGCUUGAUUUGGUCUCUGCUCUACAAGUCUCGGGCUUCCCAGAGCUCAUUUUCACUAAAGCUGGGAAAAUCCUAUACCGUGAAAAUGGGGCCAGAACAGCAGAUGAGUUGUCAAAGAUAAUGGCAUUCUUUUACUAUGGAGCUGCCAAGCCACCAUGUCUGAGCAACAUCGGAAACACAGAAGAACCAAUUCCUGCAGUUGAAACGUGCACCAAAUCUAACUCUAAAGUCUAAUGUUAAUGACAUUACCUGUAUCUGCUACAGUUACUCUCCUUUUGUCACUCACAACUGGAAUGAAAUGUACUACAGCUGUUUAGGUUUUACUGGUUAUGGGAAUUUUGUUGAUAUCAGUCUCCGCUGAACAGGCGCCAGUGGGGUUCGUUCAGUGCCACAAUUUGAAGUUCUGGUAAGAUCUAUGAGUGGCUUGGCUUUGGAAUAGGCAGACAAGGAUGUAACUUUUGUAUUAUUGCUAUGUCAAAUUAUAAAGUUAGAUAUGUUGCUAGGUGUUUUUUAUUAUGUUCUGUAUAAAGCUUUGCUCAAAAAAAGAGCCUCUUGACACAGCAUGCGAAGAUAGUAUAUCUAUCAUAAAAGGUCAAGUGAUAAUCCCACUAACUCGUCACGGACCUUUUACUAGGGAGCCACUAUGCUUGAAUAUUUAUGAGGGAUAAAUAGCAUUAUUCAUUAGCUGAGUC